Candidula unifasciata is the source of this 558-nucleotide messenger RNA. The record is from the annotation of a GenBank genome assembly. Lineage: Eukaryota; Metazoa; Mollusca; Gastropoda; Stylommatophora; Geomitridae.
AUGAUAGCCCGUACACUCAUAACGGCCAUACUGAAAGGCGAGGAGUCGUUAGCCAAAAACAGCAUACAGGGUAAGCAUGGCGGAAUUAGCGAGUACCAGACGAUGAAAAUCAUGAUAGACAAAGCACUGUUUAUUUGCUGCAGUCGCGGUUACUUAGAGUUGUCUCGGCUACUGUUGGACAAGGGCGCAAAUGUCGCCACCAGAGACAAGAACCUAGCAACGCCGCUGCACGGAGCUGCGGAUAAUGGUUAUGUGGAACUAGUAAGGCUUCUUAUUCAUCAUGGAGCAGAUGUCAACGCUCAAACGUGUCGUGGGGACACACCACUCCAUCUGGCUUCAUACAGAGGACACGGAAAGAUCACACGGUGCUUGAUGGAAGCCGGGGCCGACUGUCGACUGGUUAACAUCAAAUUCUUCACGGCUGAAAAUGAGGCAGUCGUUCAAGGUCACACAGAUGUGGUAUCUCUUUUGAGAACAAAGAAAAAAGGUGAGAAUCCACCCGUUAAGAAACAAAUCACGCAGUUUGCUACGGGAACACGAAAGCAAGGCUUUUUCUGA